UCCAGAGGCGUCUCUGUGUACCUACCCUACUUUCCAGUAACCGGUUGUAUCCAGUUGCUCCCAGUUUGCCAGCCAGGAUCUUUAGGUUGUAGUGUAGAUAGAUGCCCAAGUGCCCACAAGACGUCAUAUUUUGGUGGUGGUUGCAAAAUGUUGUUACAAGUGCAGCGGACGAGUGUUUGGCUCGGAGCCGCAGUCCUCCUGCUGGCUGCAGCCUGCGUGAGCCAGACCAACCGAUGUUUCCCUGACGAAACCCCGGAGCCGCCAAAUCCGAGGUUCCCGCAAGGAGUCGAGGACUUUGGAAUGGCCAUGUUCAAGAGUAUGGCGAGUCUGAAAGAGGGGAGCCUCUUCGUCUCUCCCUACAGUCUGUGGAGCGUGCUCACGCUCGCAUACUUCGGCUCCGAAGGGAGGACCCGUCACCAGCUCGAAGAAGCCCUCAAUCUCAGGAGUAAGACCGGGACCUUCACCAACUGGAAUGCGCUCAAGUUUCUGUUACAAGGCAAUUCUCAGACCCAGACCGUAGCAGGGGCCAAAUUCAACAGCUUGAAUAGAGCAUACUUUGCCACCAAUCUCAUCCUUCAGCGAUGCCUGACCAACAUCCUCUUCGACCUCAGGAGGGUCGAUUUCACCAGGGGCGACACAGCCAAAAACAUCAUCAACGAUGACGUCCACGUCACAACAGAAGGAAAGAUUUCGAACUUCCUAGAUUUUAUUCCGCCACAAACUCAGCUUGUGCUCAUCAAUGCCGUCUAUUUCAAGGGCCUAUGGGCCACUCCCUUCAACCCCAAAGACACUAGGCGUCAGGAAUUCUUGAUCCCCCCGGGGAAAUCAGGAGGAGUUGUUGAUAUGAUGGUUCAGACUGGCUUCUUUAAACAUGGUUAUGCCCCCUCACUGAAUGCUUCCAUAGUUGAGUUACCCUAUCAAGACACCAACACCUCCAUGUUUGUCAUCCUCCCUGAUACUCUGGACACAGACAGAGUUCUGCAACUUUUGGACAGGACUACUUUCCAGGAAGCAGUAUCACAGAUGACUAGGAAGAAGGUUGAAGUUGUGCUGCCCAGAUUUAAGUUGACCACAAGAGUUGAAAGUGAACUGAAAACGGCUCUAUCUCUGUUGGGCAUUACUGAUCUUUUUGAUGCUAGAACUGCCAACCUGACAGCCUUCAGCGCGACAGAAACCUUGUAUGCAGACAAGGCAAUUCAUGAGGCUACUGUUGAAGUAACAGAAGAGGGCACAGUAGCAGCAGCAGCAUCAGGAAUCCUCGUCACACGUUUUGGAGGCAACUUGGUGAACUUCGUCUGUAACCGGCCUUUCGUCUUCCUCAUCACAGACAAGAACACUGGAAUCACGUUGUUUGCUGGUAAACUUGUCCAUCCAGCCGAUAUUGAGACUUUAUGAAGAGUGCAGAGCUUUGUAGAUUGAAAAAGAGGGAAACUGAGUGGAUCACAUGCACUGGAUUGUCAACCAGUACACGAAUGUUAAAAAAUAUGUAGAAAAUGUUUUGCACAGCUUAGGAUUAUGGAAACCACGAGGCUGGAGAUUUUGUAGUCUAUUGAAAUUCAUAUUGUAGCAUUCCUGUGCGUAAUUUUCUUACAGACUGAAGAUGAUUUGGUAUUGUUUAUCAUGGCUGUAGACUAACGUAAUAGAAGCAGUUUUAUUUGUAAAUUUGACUGCAGUCUUAUACUGAAUUAUGUUGUGCACAGCAGUAUUGAAGUAUUUCUCUUAGGAUUUUUAAAUGUAGUUUUAAGACAGGUUUUAUCAGUUUUUUUAAAUUGCUUCCUUCUCUGACAUGUCUUGGAUUAGCCACUAAAAAUGUCAGUGUGGCUUCCUUAAUUAACGUAUGGUCCAUUUGUGUCAAGAUGUCGUUCCUGUACGGUGUACUCGAGGUUCUGUUGCCUCCUGACUUUCCAACUUCUUUUAUUCAUUUGUCCGUUACUCUUGAGAUUCUUGGAGCCACCUCUCAUGUGAAAGCAAGUGGUCUAGCAUUAACUAACUACAUACAGAGGAAGCAAGGUAUCUAUCAGGAAAUUAGAUAAAUGUAAUGUAACUUAAAAUUGACUAUUUAGGAAGGACAUUAAAAACAAUGGUGAAGAAAUAUCAGUAAUAUAAAAUGUAUAUUAUUUAUCAUGUUUCACAAGUAUAUCUUUACUUACACACAUUCUUUUAAAUUAAUUUUAUACAUUUUACUUUAAACUGUUAAAAUAAAGCUCUUAUAUAAGGCAAAAUGCAUUCCAAUAAACAGUGUAAUGAUGAGUUCCAUAA
Messenger RNA from Macrobrachium nipponense, 2259 nucleotides. RefSeq names its product serine protease inhibitor 2.1-like. Gene Ontology annotation, molecular function: serine-type endopeptidase inhibitor activity. The record is from RefSeq and is a predicted model, not a curated record. Lineage: Eukaryota; Metazoa; Arthropoda; Malacostraca; Decapoda; Palaemonidae. The transcript is spliced from 6 exons. Bases 148 to 1395 code for a protein of 415 amino acids.